Capsicum annuum is the source of this 2988-nucleotide messenger RNA. RefSeq names its product 65-kDa microtubule-associated protein 3. Lineage: Eukaryota; Viridiplantae; Streptophyta; Magnoliopsida; Solanales; Solanaceae. Gene Ontology annotation, cellular component: cytoplasm; spindle. The record is from RefSeq and is a predicted model, not a curated record. The transcript is spliced from 13 exons. Bases 286 to 2487 code for a protein of 733 amino acids. Gene Ontology annotation, biological process: microtubule cytoskeleton organization. Gene Ontology annotation, molecular function: microtubule binding.
UGAAACACGCCGGGUAAUUGUUACUACUCUUUAAUUAGGCUCGGGUCGUGUUGGAUUUCUCACUUAUAAGCCCACAAAAUCCACACAAUAUCCGUUAUUUUAUCUUCAUUAUUAUUUAUUUAUUUGUCAUUACAUAAUAAUAAAUCAGGAAAACCCCCAAAUUUUCAAAAUUCAAAAUUACUUGUUCACCCCAAGCUCAACAUAUCUCUCUCCUGUCGCCGGCAACUCGUCGGCGAUUUCUCUUUCUCCGGCGAAAAAUUAUAUACUUCUGAAAAUAUCUUUGAUAUGUCAACUCCUCAAAAUGAUCCACUCCUGCAAACAGAAACAACAUGUGGGUUGUUGCUACAUGAACUGCAGAUUAUAUGGGAUGAAGUUGGGGAGUGUGACACUGAAAGGGAUAGAAUGCUAUUUGAGAUUGAACAAGAAUGUCUAGAAGUGUAUAGACGUAAAGUGGACCAAGCGAACAAGAGCAGAGCUCAACUAAGGCAGGCAAUUGCUGAUUCUGAAGCAGAGCUCGCAGCUAUCUGUUCUGCAAUGGGGGAGCGACCGGUGCAUAUUAAACAGUCUGACAAGAACCAAGGAGGUUUGAAGUCAGAACUUAGGGCCGUUCUUCCAGAACUGGAGGAGAUGCAGAAGAGGAAAUCCAAGAGAAAGAAUCAAUUCAUUGAAGUUAUGAAGCAGAUACAGAUGAUUAAGAAUGAAAUCUAUAGGUUUUCUUCCACAAGCUUGGUAGUAGAUGAAAGUGAUUUAUCAUUACGCAAGCUCGAAGAAUUGCAUACGGAACUACUCGUGCUUCAAAAAGAAAAGAGUGAACGUUUGAAAAAGGUUAUGGAUCACUUAGGUACUUUAAAUUCCCUAUGCUCGGUUCUUGGCAUGGACUUCAAACAUACUAUCAAUGAGGUUGAUCCAAGUCUUGGGGAAUCAGAAGAAACUAAGAACAUUUGUAAUGAUACCAUCCAAAAUUUAGCAGCUGCAAUACAAAGACUACAAGAAGUUAAGCUACAAAGGAUGCAGAGGCUACAAGAUCUUACUGCAUCCAUGUUGGAACUAUGGAAUUUGAUGGAUACACCUAUUGAAGAGCAACAGAUAUUUCAGAAUGUCACAUGUAAGAUAGCUGCCAAAGAACAUGAGAUAACAGAGCCUAACAUGUUGUCUAUGGAAUUCAUUACUUAUGUUGAGGAAGAAGUGGGCCGUUUGGAAGAAUUGAAAGCAAGCAAAAUGAAGGAGCUUGUUCUGAAGAAGAAGUCAGAACUAGAGGAGAUCUACAGAAAAACACAUAUGGUUAUAGAUUCAGACAGUGCAAUGAAUAUAGCUAUUGAAGCUAUUGUAUCUGGAGAUGCCAAUGCUGCUGAUGCUGUCCUUGAGCAAAUUGAGCUCCAAAUUGCUCAAGCUAAAGAGGAAGCUUUUAGCAGGAAAGACAUUCUAGACAGAGUUGAGAAAUGGAUCGCUGCAUGUGAGGAGGAGUGUUGGCUUGAGGAGUAUAACAGGGACGAAAAUCGCUACAAUGCUGGCCGAGGCACCCACCUAACUCUAAAGCGUGCUGAGAAAGCUCGUGCUUUAGUUAAUAAACUUCCAGCAAUGGUGGAGGCAUUGGCUUCAAAAACAACAGCAUGGGAAAGUGAGAGGGGAAUUCAAUUCUUUUAUGAUGGUAUUCCUCUCCUCUCUAUGCUUGAAGAGUAUACCAUCUUGCGUGAAGAAAAGGAGCUAGAACGUAAGAGGCAGAGGGACCAGAAGAAACUUCAGGGACAGUUAAUGGCAGAACAAGAGACUCUUUAUGGCUCAAAACCAAGCCCUAUGAAGAACCAAAGUGCCAAAAAAGGUCCUAAAGUGUCAUGUGGUACUCCGUGCAAUAGAAAGCUUUCGCUUGGAGGAACAAUGCAGCAAACUUGUAAAACUGAAGUCCCUCAUUCCACAAAAGCUACUCCAAACACACGUCAAGCAAAGAAGUCUGAGCGCUUUCAUCAACUUGACCAAUUUAAUCAUCCUACUGAUGAUGGGUUUGCAGCUUUAUCAGCAGCAGUGAGGAGAGGAGGUUUAGGUAUAGAUGAGCUUCCUUCAAAAAAGCCAUCCAUCAGUGCACUAAACGGUCCAGAAGUUGAUACAGCAGUGAUGCGGAAGCCUUUCUCACCCAUUUCUUCCAAAGGUUCCUCCAAGUCCAAUGCAACAAAUAUAUUGGGCGAUGUGAACAUAAAACAUAACGAGACAAUGAUAAAGACCCCGCUAAGUAACCAUAAUACACCAUUCUCCACUCCUGUAAAGACAAUUUCUACUUAUGACGAGCACAGAACUCCUGCUAAAGUAUUGCCAAUUCCCGUGCCUUGUACUCCAUCAACCGUGUCUACUCCAAUGCAAACGACAACACCAGCUCCUGCUGUUGUUAUACCUUACGAUUCGAAGCUCGUUGAAAAUAUUCAUGUGAAGGAGGAGAUGGAGUACUCCUUUGAGGAGAAAAGGCUUGACUGUUACCUUCAGUGCACACAUUUGUAGUAAGUUGUCAUACAGGUUAGAUACCAACUCCUGUAGACAAAAUUGAUCGUUAAUUAAAGGCUUUCAGUAUUUUUGUAUAGCAGUGAAUACAAUAUUUGUUGAUAUGGUUGAAAAUUCGAGUCAAUUCAUUUGGCUUUUGUAAUUUGCUAAGAUGAUGGAACACCAAUGUUGUCGCAGUCUCCAAAAAUGUUGCUGCACCCAUGUCGGAUCCUUCAAAAAUAUGCAAUUUUUGAAGGAUCCGGCACACAUUGGUGGACAAUUUUGAAGAGUCCGAGCGACGUAACUGUUGGACCUAUUCAGACGAACUGAACAUACUGACACUGGAGCAAGUUUUUUUCUUUCACCUCUUCCUGUAUUUGCUUUUGCAUUUCGUUUUCAAAAUUUUAAUACAAGACACUAUAUUUAUGCAAAGAUAGUGAUCCCUAAAGUGAGAACGCUUUCAGAGUAUAUAAAUUAUUAUUCUUGAAUUUUGUGAGAAUAAAUUUGUUGCAUUUCGUUAAA